Molecule: messenger RNA, 1383 nt
Organism: Caenorhabditis remanei
Lineage: Eukaryota; Metazoa; Nematoda; Chromadorea; Rhabditida; Rhabditidae
Exons: 10
Coding region: 1-1383 (460 amino acids)
Molecular function (GO): protein binding
Source: RefSeq, a predicted model, not a curated record
AUGGCAAGUUUUUUGAAAAAAUUGGUUGAGCACCGAUCGAAGUCUCCACAAAAGAAGAAUUCUCAUCCGCCGGAUAAUAAACAAUCCUCUCGCCAAAACUUCAAUCCAUAUGCCCCGUAUGCACCUGUCUGCUACCUCCCACUACCACCGUCCCCGACACCAAACAAUCACACACACCAAACAAAACAUAGCAGUAGUCGGUCAAAUGAAUCCUUUGGAAUCCAUAGUUGGAAUACUGAACCCCGGGAAAUCGAUGACGUUUUCUACCAACAGAAACCAUCACCGGUCUUACCAAGUUUCGAAGCACCCAUACCAGGACCCCUGAUGAGAGCCAGAUCUCAUUCUCCAAGAAAAAUGAAAAGGGAAUCAAACGAUGAAAGAAAGUUCAAGAGUAAAUCAAAAUCUCCACAAAAGAAACCUGUUACUGUAAUUAGUCAAUUGGAUUAUUUAAAUUCUCAGUGUCAUUUGGAAGGUUGUCGAGCUGAUGUGGUGGUAAAUUCUACUCGAUUUAUGCUUUGUCGUCACCAACUUUGCCAUGCUUCCGUAUGGUUCAAAGAUCUGUUAAACGGGAGCAAGGAGUCUAAUAAAGAUUACCAUGUCAACGUAUCGAACCUCUCCGACCCCUCUCCGUCUACUCAAUUCAGGUGGUUUGUCGAAUCCUGCAUACCUUGCCCAGCACUCAAAGAUAUAUCAGACGAAACUCUCGAAACUUGUAUGAGGCUAUCCCAACGGUUUCAGGCCAAAGGACUAGAAUUGCGGUGUAUGAAGUAUCUGAUUGAAAAUGUUCAUCAACGUCAACCUAUUGUCGCGUUAUGUUGGCUAAAUUGGGCACUAAAACACAACUUUGAUACUCAAACUCAUGCUGCUCUGCUUCCCUCUGUAUCAAGGUUAUCUCUUAACGCACUACAGAGACAUCGACAUAUGAUUACGGAACAUAUCUAUUCGGAUAUCAUUACCGCAAAGUUGAGAGCCACGUAUGAUAAGACUGUGCAAGUUUUUCUAGCUAUUCACAAAAUUGAUCAUUUUUCCGUCGAUUUUGACACUUGUCCGAGAUGUAAACGGACAAAAGAUAAUGGAAUGAAGAUCAAGGUUCAUUGCGAUCCCUGCAGAAAACAAGUUGGCUGUGAUCGGUGCUAUCAGGAAGGGUGUGAGAUCAGUAAUCGUGCAGGAGAGGAUCUCCAGGCCUUCUUCAAAUGUCCACAUGGAAUGACACCUAUAAAUGACACGACAGAUGAUUGUCAGUGUCAAAUACCGUAUAUGGCACAAUACUUAGGCAAUCAACCUACAAUGCGAUUCCAAGAGAACAAUGACGAGUACAUGGUUCCCACGGACCAACUAUUAAGAAACGAACGGAAAAAUAAGAAAAAAUAUCGAGAGAAUUGA